Molecule: messenger RNA, 541 nt
Organism: Callithrix jacchus (white-tufted-ear marmoset)
Lineage: Eukaryota; Metazoa; Chordata; Mammalia; Primates; Cebidae
Source: RefSeq, a predicted model, not a curated record
AUGGCGGCCAGGGCGAAGAGCCCCGCGCGGCGCGGGGCAGCGCGGACCCCUCGGCGCCCCGGGCCGCUCGCUCAGCAGGGCGAGCGGAGGGGCUGCCGGCGUCCGGGGCGAGCGCGCCGCGGCUCCGCUCCCGCGGCGCCGCCGCCGGCCCCGCCAGCCAAUCAGCGCGCGGCGGCGGGCGCUGGCGGCUGCAGAGGCGGCCCUGGCGGGCGGCGCCGGGAAAGGGCGGCGGGCCGGGGGCCUGCGGCUGCCGGGGAAAGGACCCAGGAUUUCGGGGUUCCGGCGAGCGAGCCCCCGGCGAGCGCAGGCGAGGCGGAGGACGGUAGCCCCGGCAGGCCCCCGACCCCCCGGGUGGGGUGUAGAUGUGUGGUGAUGAGUCAGCUUUUUCUGUAUAGAAGAGGACCACACUUUAGAUGAUGAUGGAGUAACCAGACAGAAGGUACCAUGUCCCUGGAUAACUCUGUAACCUGCCAACCUAGAUUUCUGCCUGCCCCUGUUGUAUUUUGUGGGAGAGAAAUAAACCUCCACCUUGUUCAAGUCA